This is a messenger RNA of Meloidogyne enterolobii, 231 nucleotides long. NCBI's taxonomy places the organism in Eukaryota, Metazoa, Nematoda, Chromadorea, Rhabditida, Meloidogynidae. The record is from the annotation of a GenBank genome assembly.
AUGACUGGCUUUAUAAAAUUUUUAAAAAUAUAUUUUAUUCAUCAAUCAUUUACAGUCAAAAUAAAAAAAUUAGUUUUUCUUAAAAUGUCUGCUAAAAUUUUUAUUAUUUUUGUUGUUUUUACCGUUGUUUUUAUUCAUUUAUGUUGUAUGGGGGGAAAAGAUGUUGGAAGAAAAACUUUAAAAAAACAGAAUAGCUUUCCAAAAUCUACAUAUACACCACCCCCAGGUUAA